Messenger RNA from Lycium barbarum (goji berry), 825 nucleotides. RefSeq lists its product as uncharacterized. NCBI's taxonomy places the organism in Eukaryota, Viridiplantae, Streptophyta, Magnoliopsida, Solanales, Solanaceae. The transcript has a single exon. The record is from RefSeq and is a predicted model, not a curated record. Bases 1 to 825 code for a protein of 274 amino acids.
AUGACAAAGGCCUAUGAUAGAGUUUCUUGGCUCUUCCUCUGCUUAGGCUUGAAGAGAAUGGGUUUUGCUAGCACUUGGGUAGACCUUAUUCUUAGAUACAUUUCCAGUAACGGGUACUCCAUUAUUGUUAAUGGGAGUAGGCAUGGGUUCUUCAAGUCCGGAAGGGGAUUGAGGCAGGGUGACCCAAUCUCCCAUUCCCUGUUCAUUCUUAGUGUUAAACUCUUGUCGCAGCUUCUCAAUGACCUCAAAAGGCAACCUGGCUACAAAGGUUUUUACAUAAAAUCCAGGGGUCCACAAAUCAAUCACCUCUUCUUUGCAGAUGAUGCCAUCCUAUUCUGCAAUGGAGGGAAGAAACCUUUGAAAAUGAUACCGGAAGCCCUGAAAACUUAUGAAGGUCUAUCUGGGCAGCUUAUCAACAAUUCUAAAAGUUGCUUUGCUGUAGCAGAUAACACCAGCCCUGGCUGCAUCGUUAGGAUUCAAAAUAUCACUGGAAUGAGGCACCAAAAGUUCCCUAUAAAAUACCUAGGGUGCCCCAUCAUUACGGGAAGAAAGAAAAUUUCCCACUUCUCGGAUAUUGUUACAAAGGUGAUGAUUAAUAGGAUUAAAGGUUGGCACACCAAUCUUUUAUCAACUGGAGGUAGAUCAAUUUUGAUAAGACAUGUUCUAUUAACUCUACUUAUUCACUUACUCUCAGUUGUGACACCUCCUAUUGGCAUCAUGGAAAUCAUUGAAAAAUAUUUGACGAGAUUUUUCUGGUCUGGUCUUGAAAGUGGAGGAAAGCAUCACUGGGCAUCUUGGGAAAAUCUUUGCUACCCUCACAAUUAG